AUGUCUCCGCCCGUGCCAGUCUCAGAAGAUCCUGUCGUGGUAUGCGCUCGCACCCUGCUCCAGAAAUCAAGCUCUGUCAGGAGAAGUAUUGCUAGCGGGUAUCGAUUUGCAAGGUACGCUGCGUACACGAAAUUAGGCCCGUGUCAACGCGUUACCGAGCUCUCCGUAGUGAGACUCGGAGGGCACGUGACGGACGCAGCGCAGCCGGACAAGACGCAAUCCACCGACGGCCACAAAGCAGGCCAUGAAGCUUGUCGUGUGGCCGAUGUGGCCGACGCGUCCAUUGGCCAGGGAUCUACUUCAAAGCUCGCGCCUUGGAAACGAAUACGACGUCAGGCGUAUGGUUUGCCGCCAUUCACCGCCUUUAGCUCAAAUAUCGGAGCAGGGAUCGCAAUUCACGACAACGCGGAAGAUCGGAAGCUACUGUACCACGUCACCGCCAGGAAUGUUACAGCGGAGCUGUAG
This is a messenger RNA of Rhodofomes roseus, 465 nucleotides long. RefSeq lists its product as uncharacterized. The transcript has 5 exons. The record is from RefSeq and is a predicted model, not a curated record. The coding region runs from base 1 to 465 and encodes 154 amino acids. Lineage: Eukaryota; Fungi; Basidiomycota; Agaricomycetes; Polyporales; Fomitopsidaceae.